Hypoxylon fragiforme is the source of this 1311-nucleotide messenger RNA. RefSeq names its product major facilitator superfamily domain-containing protein. Gene Ontology annotation, biological process: transmembrane transport. Bases 338 to 979 code for a protein of 213 amino acids. Gene Ontology annotation, molecular function: transmembrane transporter activity. Lineage: Eukaryota; Fungi; Ascomycota; Sordariomycetes; Xylariales; Hypoxylaceae. The transcript has 3 exons. The record is from RefSeq and is a predicted model, not a curated record.
GAUAUACUACCCAGCAACGACAACCUUGGCCGCUGACUAACAACCAUCAUCGCUUCCAACCUACUAGUUCGUUGCGUACCGAGGCUUGGGCAUAGCCCUAGGUCCUGCGCUAGGUCCUAUAAUCGGCGGUCUACGCACGGAAACUCUGGGUUGGCAACGCCAUCUUCUGGUUUCUCGCCAUUUUCUCUGCGGUGCUGUUCUCGGUUUACUUGGUGCUUAUACCAGAGACGGCCCGGCCCGUACAGUGGUCGGAAAUGGCAGUGUACCCCCCCACCGCGCCUUUAUAUGACGCCGUUUCAACAUCUUACACACAAACGUGGCAAUGCCUUGCAGGUAGAUGUCGAACAGACCAAGGUUAAAGCGCCACGUGAGCGCCUCGACCCCUUUGCCGUCCUCAAGUAAAGGGGGCAUUACGCUUGGUUUCGGGUCGCUCCUAUACGGCGGGUAUUACAUCGUCUUAACCACCCUCCCCAUCCAGCUCGCCCAGCGAUUCGGCCUGAAUUCAGCGCAAACGGGGCUAUGCUACCUCUCCAUCUUCCUCGGCGCCGUCCUGAGCCGCUUCACCGCGGGCCGACUACUCGACUGGAACUUCCGCCGCCACGCGACACGACUCGGCAUCGCGGGCAUCGAAGUGACGCUGUUCUUCCUCGGCCUCUUCAACGAGGGCAGGCUGUCCGGGCUGAGCGUGCUAGUCGUAUAUACCCACCAGGAGAGCCCGGCGACGGCGCUGGCGGCGAAUAAUCUGUUCCGGUGUCUGGUUAGCACGGGCAGGACGGCGGUGGCGGUGGCGCUUAUUGAUAGGAUCGGGAUUGGCUGGACGGCGGUGUUCAUUGCUGGGACUUGGCUGUGCUGUAGUCCGCUGCUGUGGUUGGUUCUGUUGAGGGGUGCGGGGUGGAGGCGGGAGAAGAAGGUGCGGAUGGAUGAGGUUAUGGGGAGGGAGGAGGCGGAAAAGGAGAAUGAGGGUGGCGAGAAGGUGUAGUCUAUUGGUGGUAUAGGCAGAUUAUCCUAAUGGGAAAGGGCGCUGUUUGUUGAAAUAUAAUUAGUCCUAUUACAUUAUGCCUAAUACACAUCAUUUAUCCGAGGCGGUUGUAUCUCGGCGGAGAAGAUGGGUUCUUACAUCGGAUGGUUCAGUUUCGCCGCGCUAUAACUGUCCAAACUAAACUACCCUUGAAUACUGAAAUCAGCCCCUAUAGACUCACAAAUGACUCAUAAUUGAUGAUAGGAACUGUAAGAGGUGGACUGCCGGAAGGAUUCUUCUAUACGAACAGGACAUGGGGGCGACGUGCACGUGACUAGACCCCCUAUCCCGGU